This is a messenger RNA of Pyrus x bretschneideri (Chinese white pear), 666 nucleotides long. RefSeq names its product 50S ribosomal protein L35, chloroplastic. Gene Ontology annotation, molecular function: structural constituent of ribosome. Gene Ontology annotation, biological process: translation. Bases 16 to 549 code for a protein of 177 amino acids. Gene Ontology annotation, cellular component: large ribosomal subunit; ribosome. The record is from RefSeq and is a predicted model, not a curated record. The transcript has 3 exons. Lineage: Eukaryota; Viridiplantae; Streptophyta; Magnoliopsida; Rosales; Rosaceae.
AACGGAUAUGAGGAUAUGAGGGGUACAAACUUCAUCCAUAAGCGUUUGCUGUCAGUGGAAGAAGAGAAAGUAAGAAUGGCUUGUGUAGGUGUAACCAUGACCAUGGCGGCAUCGUUUGGUCUGAGAUACUACCCAUCGUGCUCUUACCCAACUCAACUCAAUCACGGCUCAGUUCAACUCGGUAACUUCAGGAGGCCCAAACCCUUGAGACUCAGUUCCUCGCAAUCGCAUAGCAUUUCUGGGUUGGACUCGCUUCUUCCCCACAAGCUCUGCACUAUCAAUUUCACCCCUCCUCGCCGCCUUAGCUCUCUUACCAUCGUCUCCGCCAAGGGCUACAAAAUGAAGACCCACAAGGCUUCGGCGAAGCGCUUCAGGGUGACGGGUAGAGGAAAAAUAGUUCGGAGGAGAGCUGGAAAGCAACAUUUACUUGUAAAGAAGAAUGCCAAGAGGAGAACUCGACUCUCCAAAAUGCAUGCAGUUAGUCGAAGUGACUAUGACAACGUGAUUGGAGCCUUGCCAUACCUAAAAGUAAAUAGGAAGGCAGAGUAAAGGUGAUUUCCAAACUUGAUGCAAAUGGAAUUUCUGACAUGUACUCUUUUAUUUCUCAAAUCUUUGUACGAGUGUUUGAUCUUUUUUAUUUUCUUCAAUGAUCUUUAUUUCCUUGUC